UGUUCGUGACAGAUGUUUCAACAGACAGAGAGCGCUAUUCGAUUUCUCACCAGCAGUACUGCAUGAUUUCGCGAUGUACGAGUUUCUGCUGUUUUUGUUGGCUUUCUUCUGCAUUCUCCUAUGCAAAACUAUGCUUAUCGAAGCUGUCAAACUCGAAGAUGUACCAGACAAUUAUAAAGGAAUGAAACUAGAGAACGAAGCAGGAAUAAUUACAGAAAAAACCGUAGAAAUAAACCCCUUAUCAGAUUGUGGUUAUGAUACUAGUAUCGUCUCAAGCUCCGAUUCGAAGUGGAAAACUACAACUAUCUACGUUCAAUAUCGGGUGCUAGCAACAUUCAAGAAAGAAAUUGAAAAUGGGCAAAGCAAUGAUUUGUAUUACAGAAUACAUAAAGUAACAUGUGACCUCUUGGAACUCAGCUAUUUUGUGUCAAAGACGAAGUUUGUCAAACUGGUGAUAGAGAAGCGUGACACAUAUAAACAGAAGGCAACUGAUCAAGGUGGCAUACUUGGUCUUCCUUUUUAUGAGAAGGACUGGAUUUGGGCAAUUGUCGGGAAAGAACAACGUAAUGUAUACAAGAAAACGGCAGAAGAGUUCUUCUUAGAACCUAAGGAGUAAAAACUCGGAUGAAUUGUAGCAAACACUAAUAAUAUAGUGUUUAGCAUUGAAUACAAAUACGUAAUAAAAGAUUGCUACCAUGUAACGUUGAUAAUAA
This is a messenger RNA of Macrosteles quadrilineatus (aster leafhopper), 713 nucleotides long. RefSeq lists its product as uncharacterized. The record is from RefSeq and is a predicted model, not a curated record. Bases 74 to 616 code for a protein of 180 amino acids. NCBI's taxonomy places the organism in Eukaryota, Metazoa, Arthropoda, Insecta, Hemiptera, Cicadellidae. The transcript has 3 exons.